Drosophila albomicans is the source of this 604-nucleotide messenger RNA. RefSeq names its product ADP-ribose glycohydrolase OARD1 (gene Targ3). The transcript has 3 exons. Gene Ontology annotation, biological process: peptidyl-glutamate ADP-deribosylation. NCBI's taxonomy places the organism in Eukaryota, Metazoa, Arthropoda, Insecta, Diptera, Drosophilidae. The record is from RefSeq and is a predicted model, not a curated record. The coding region runs from base 146 to 604 and encodes 152 amino acids.
CAUUUUGCAACACUCCCCAAAUCAGCUGUUGUGACCCUUUGCCGGUUUUGCCAUUCGCUUGUCAACGUUAAUGUGUGCUUUCGCGCGGCAAUAUUGGAAAACAAAUUUAAGCAACUUGAUUAUUUUAAAAUAAAAAAAAAACUGAAUGAAAAUGUCAAAUUCAGUCAUAAAGGAAGUCAACGGCGACUUAUUUAGCGCUGGCGCUGAAUAUUCAAUGUGCCAUUGUGUGGCCGCUGACUUGCGUAUGGGCAAAGGAAUUGCUGUUAAAUUUCGCAACAAAUUCGGUCAAAUGGCUGCAUUGCAGCAGCAAAAUGUGAAACCUGGCGGCGUGGCCAUAUUGCAGUAUCAAGGACGCUACAUUUACAAUCUGAUUACUAAGCAGAGCAGCUGGGGCAAGCCGACUUAUCAAUUGCUCCACAGCUCGUUGAGCGCCAUGCGCGAGCAUAUGCUAAAGCAUAAUGUGGAGAAGUUGGCGUUGCCUCGCAUCGGUUGCGGUUUGGACGGACUUAAUUGGACCAAAGUAAAAGACAUGCUGCGUGAGAUUUUUGAGGCUGACACCGUUGAGCUUGUAGUGUAUAAUUAUGUGCCAGGCACUACAACAUAA